AUGAGUGACGAACAUCAAUCAACAAAACGAACACGUCUUGACAAUUUCAACUCAACAAUGAGUAGCUUCCCGGCUUCUUCUUCUGGUGCAUUACUCGAAACAUCAAAAGUUUCAAAGAACUAUGUUCCUGCAGAAAUCGGGCAAGAUCUAUUCUUUCCUUCACAUAAGCCGAUAAACGAUAAACCAAUUGGUGAUCUACACAAUGAGACAAAGGUACCUAUAAAAAAAUUGGUGAUUAGGACUUUAAAAGUUAAACCAAAAUUACCUGAUAAUUUUGAAGAGAUUACAUGGGCUAAGCUCCAAGCAGCUAUUCGUGCAAUUCAUAAUUAUCUGCCCGUUAAUGAUAGUCUUGAGGAGCUCUAUAAAGCAUGCGAAAAUCUUUGUCUGCACAAAAUGGCCGACAGACUUUAUUCAAGACUUCAAGAAGAAUGCGAAUCACAUCUUGUAAAAGAAAAAGAAAAACUUGACUGUGAUAACUCUGAUGAUGAGGCUUUCCUUCAAGUGGUUGAUCGAUGUUGGCAAGCACAUUGUGAACAAAUGGGUUUAAUUCGAAGCAUAUUUUUAUACCUUGAUCGUACUUAUGUACUUCAAACUCCUGGAAUUGCUUCGAUAUGGGAUAUGGGGAUCGAAUUAUUUAGAAAACAUAUAAUGUCAUCUAAUGACGUACGACAAAAGACUUUGAAUGGUUUACUUUCGCUGAUCAAACGUGAUAGGGAUGGCGAAGAGGUUAAUAAUCGUCUGCUGCAUUCUUUAAUACAUAUGUAUAUCGACCUUUCUGUCUAUUAUAAUCGGUUUGAAAGUCCAUUUCUACAAGAGACUCGUAAUUAUUAUUAUCAAGAAGGACAUCGACUUGUAACUGAGUACUCCGUGCCAAGAUAUCUUGGACAUGUUAAGUCGCGAUUAUAUAUGGAAUGGGAGCGGGUCAACAACUAUUUAGACAAAAAAACAAGGAGUCCUUUGACGAAAGUUGUUUAUGAUGAAUUGAUCAAAAGACACGUUGAUACUAUUCUGGAGAAAGCUCUUGUCAACGAUCCAAGCCAAGAGCCAGCCAUGGUUACCGAACUCUUAUAUCUUAAGGCUAAAAUGGACGAAAUUGUUUCUGGAGCUUUUCAAGGAAAUAAUACUUUCAACUAUACUGUGAAAGAAAGCUUCGAAAUGUUCAUUAACCAACGUCAGAAUAAACCUGCAGAACUUAUAGCGAAGUACGUAGACCAAACAUUACGGCUUGGAAACAAGAGUAUGGAUGAUACAGACAUUGAAAGGACGUUGAAUGAAGUGCUGGUUCUGUUCAGAUAUAUUCAAGGCAAAGAUAUAUUUGAAGCCUUCUAUAAACGUGAUCUUGCUAAACGUCUUUUACUAAACAAGAGUGCAUCAUUCGAUUAUGAGAAGAGCAUGUUAUCAAAAUUAAGGAAAGAGUGCGGUCCGGCAUUCACAAGUAAACUAGAAGGCAUGUUCAAGGACAUUGAUUUAUCAAAAGAUUUCAUGCAGUCUUUUGAGAAUUCCAAAUCUGGAGAGCUAAUUAAGGAAUACAAAAUUGAUUUAUACGUUAAUGUUUUGACACAGGGAUUCUGGCCUUCAUAUCCUCCAUCACCACUCAACAUACCACCAAAUGUGGUCCAUUGUCAGCAAAUUUUCAGAGAUUUUUAUCUUAGCAAACACAAUGGAAGAAAUUUAAAGUGGCAAAAUUCUUUAGGCCAUUGUAUGUUGGCGGUAGAAUUUCCAAAAGGAAAUAAAGAAUUGGUAGUCAGUUUAUCUCAAGGGGUGGUUCUACUGCUAUUUAACGAUUUGCCACAAGGAGGAAGGCGAACUUACGAUGAAAUAAAGGAAAUGUCUGGAAUGGAACCAAAGGAGUUAAAUCGUACUCUACAAUCCUUGGCCUGUGGUAAAGUUCGAGUUCUUGUAAAGUAUCCGAAAGGACGUGAUAUUUUUAUUACAGAUGAAUUUUCUGUUAAUGAAGAGUUUGAGGCAAAAAUCUUCCGCAUAAAAAUAAAUACUAUACAAUUGAAAGAAACGAAAGAGGAGAACGCGAUGACCACAGAGAGUGUUUUCAUGGAUCGUCAACACCAAAUAGACGCUGGAUUAGUUCGUAUAGCAAAGAUGCGCAAGACUCUUUCUCACAAUGAUUUGGUCACAGAGCUUUUGGGAAUACUGAAAUUUAAACCUCCGAUGUCAGAUAUUAAAAAACGCAUUGAAUCAUUGAUAGAUCGUGAAUAUUUAGAAAGAGAUAAAAGUGAUCCUACAAAAUACAAAUACUUGGCUUAG
Messenger RNA from Cetraspora pellucida, 2262 nucleotides. NCBI's taxonomy places the organism in Eukaryota, Fungi, Glomeromycota, Glomeromycetes, Diversisporales, Gigasporaceae. The record is from the annotation of a GenBank genome assembly.